ACGGAGAAACACAAAUCAAUUACAACAUAGAAAGAUGAAUGAACGUCAAGCACCUAUUUCAACUGACGACAAAAACCAUAGAAUACAAGCCCACUGUUCUGCCAUAUCACUGAACAUAUCCCAUAUCGUCUCGGCAAUCAGUCAAUGGCAUGGCUCCGACGACUCAUACCAAAAUAAAACAAACAUGUAAAUAAAACAAAGUGGGAGAGAGAAAAAGUAACUCGUAAAAAAACAAAUACGGAGAAACACAAAUCAAUUACAACAUAGAAAGAUGAAUGAACGUCAAGCACCCAUUUCAACUGACGACAAAAACCAUAGAAUACAAGCUGCGGCUUUUCUUGGUUUGGUUGGAGGGAUUUCAGCUUUAUUUGGGUUUUCAAAGACUCUAGGCAAAGCCAAGAAAUCCGAAUCAAAGCUAGUGGAGAAAGGAGGUACAAAAACCCUUUUGUUAUUGGACGAAGGAUCGGCCUUAGCUAUGCGCGCUUUGGGUUGGGGAACAUUAUAUGCUGUAUUAGGCACUGGGGCGUUUUGCUUUGGCGUUUGGAAAUUGUCUGGUGCAAAGAAUAUGGAAGAAUUUCGUUUAAAAAUGGGAAGCGGACUGCCAAAACUUACAAGCGAUCAGCCACCCACUAGUCGCACCGAUUUUGAGAGUCUGACUGAUCUAAUGAAAUAUUUGGCUGCCUGGGGAAAGGAAUGAUAAACAAAAAAUAAUAUUUGCAUUAGUUAUUAGUAAACCACACAUUUUUGAAAAUAAUUUACUUUUUUAUUGAAACUCAUUAAAAACUCCAUUUUGUGUCAGCCAGAA
This is a messenger RNA of Stomoxys calcitrans (stable fly), 805 nucleotides long. Its product is annotated as transmembrane protein 242. Lineage: Eukaryota; Metazoa; Arthropoda; Insecta; Diptera; Muscidae. The record is from RefSeq and is a predicted model, not a curated record. Bases 272 to 697 code for a protein of 141 amino acids. The transcript is spliced from 4 exons.